This is a messenger RNA of Panicum virgatum (switchgrass), 1362 nucleotides long. Its product is annotated as annexin-like protein RJ4. Gene Ontology annotation, cellular component: cytoplasm. The record is from RefSeq and is a predicted model, not a curated record. The transcript has 6 exons. Lineage: Eukaryota; Viridiplantae; Streptophyta; Magnoliopsida; Poales; Poaceae. The coding region runs from base 1 to 984 and encodes 327 amino acids. Gene Ontology annotation, molecular function: calcium ion binding; calcium-dependent phospholipid binding.
AUGGCAAUAAAUACUGUUUCUCAAGUUGUCCCUUCUCCCGCUGAAGAUGCCGCGGCUCUCUUGAAGGCUUUCCAAGUCAACAAUGACCUUUGCCAACUAUUUUGUGGUCCAGGAUGGGGCACGGACGAACAAGCAGUUAUAGCCAUCUUAGCUCGGCGUGACGCGACUCAGAGGAAACAGAUUAGUUUGACCUAUGAACAGAUGUACAACGAGGGCCUACUGCAGCGCCUGCAGUCAGAGCUCUCUGGAGAUUUUGAGAGAGCAAUGUGCCAGUGGAUACUUGGCCCUGAUGAGAGGCAGGCUGUGAUUGCCAACGCUGCAAUGAAAUGCAUCCAGGAGGAGUACCCAGUCAUCAUCGAGAUUGCAUGCGCUAACUCUUCCGAGGAGCUUAUAGCAGUGAAGAAGGCCUACCAUGUUCUGUACAAGUGCUCCCUGGAAGAAGAUGUCGCUGCUGGCACCACGGGAAAUCUUCGCAGUCUUUUGCUUGCCCUAGUGAGCACCUACAGGUACGAUGGCAACGAUGUAAACAUGGGGUUAGCAAAAUCAGAGGCAAAGAUUGUUCAUGAGGCUGUACGAAAUGGCACUCUGGAUCAUCAGGAGCUCGUCAGGAUCGUGGGUACUAGGAGCAAAGCACAGCUCAAAGCCACAUUCAGCUGCUUUAAAGAUGAGCACAGCCGCAGCAUCACCAAGGCACUACUACAUGCAUCCGAUCCGACAUGCUACUUGCGCGCUCUGCGAACCACAGUGAGGUGCAUUGCAGAUGAAAACAAAUACUUUGCCAAGCAGGUUCUGAGGAACGCUACACGCGAAGCAGGGACUGAUGAGGAUACCCUGACCCGGGUGGUUGUGAUGCACGCCGAGAAAGACUUGAAGGGCAUCUGCGGCGCGUUCCAGAAGAGGACCUCGGUUACCUUAGAGCAAGUCAUUGCCAAGGAAACCUCGGGUGACUACAGGAGCUUCCUCAUGGCUCUCCUUGGAAGCUAAACAAGGAUGGCACAAUUAAUAAUAUAAGAUAGAGAUAAUUAUAUCCCCGUGUUGAUAUAUGUAUGAACUAAAUAAAGGACGAGGCUCCUCUCCUCCACCCAAGCGGCAAAAUUCAUGUGAAUUGAGCCAUUUCAUAGGAUUCUAAUAAGUUUCAAUCUUUUAUUUCAAAGGGUUACACAGCAAAGUUUGCAAUGGAAGGACUUUGUCUCAAUUUGAUGUAAAAACUUCAACAUAAUGAAGUCCCUUAUCGAAUAAAGGAAAACAUCCGAUAAUAUCAAACCCAACAAACUUUUUUCAUCAAUGGUUUAAUCCAAAAGGAACCACAAGAAGGUUUUUGUUGUCACCUGAAAAGAUGUUUCAGUGUAAUGGUACAAACUA